This is a messenger RNA of Kwoniella botswanensis, 1410 nucleotides long. RefSeq lists its product as uncharacterized. Gene Ontology annotation, cellular component: endoplasmic reticulum membrane; oligosaccharyltransferase complex. The transcript is spliced from 6 exons. Lineage: Eukaryota; Fungi; Basidiomycota; Tremellomycetes; Tremellales; Cryptococcaceae. Bases 1 to 1410 code for a protein of 469 amino acids. The record is from RefSeq and is a predicted model, not a curated record.
AUGCGCCCCUCUUCCCUUCUUCUCGCCCCUAUACUCUCUUUGGUCAGUCUAGCGGCAGCUCGGUCAGCUACAGGAGACAAAGUCUUGGUAGUCCUGGAACCUACUUUGAAGAAAGAUGAUUAUUCGAAUUUUUGGAAGUCACUGCAGGAUCGAGGAUUUGAACUCACUUUCAAGGAGCCCAAAGACAGAGAUGCAGAGUUGGUCAAAUAUGGGGAACUGAAGUAUGAUCAUUUGGUGAUGUUCGCACCAGGAGCAAAGACAUAUUCUCCAACGCUAUCACCCAAAUCCAUUCUUCACGCCCAAUUCGCAGGUCUCAACACCUUAUAUGUCCUCUCACCUGACCUAACUGAGAACAACAAAGAGUUCUUGAGAGAAUACGAUCUGGAAUUUAUAGAUUCUUCUCAAACUUUGAUUGAUCCAUUCAACCAUCCAGUCGACUCAUCAUCUUCCACCGUAUCUUUAUCCCCCACCUCAUCUUUGGUCCAAGAUAAUGGAGAGAUAGUAUCGCCAAGUACAUCAUCAGGAGGUCCAAUAAUCUACCCUUCUGGAACAGUACAUACAACAGGUGAUAAUCCGUAUUUGAUCGAUGUCCUCCAUGCUUCCAAAUACGCUUAUAUCGGUCAAGAUAAAUUACUCUCAUCCGAUGAAGCUGAAGUUGACAAGUCGCUUAACGCGAAGGGAACAAAAGAACCGAUAUUGAAUGGUAGAAAAGCGACCUUGGUGAGCGCCUUGCAGACUAGGGAUAAUGUGAGGGUCGGAUUUGUGGGUUCGACGGAAAUGAUCAAAGAUAUCUGGUGGGAUAAGGAGGUAAAAACCAAGGACGGGAAAAGCAUCAAGACUGGAAAUGCAGCAUUCAUUUCUGACUUCUCAAAGUGGAUUUUCCAAGAGACCGGUGUGGUCAAGAUUGUAGAGUCUACUCAUUAUAGAAAAGGAGAAACUGAGCCUAGGGAAUUAUACACCAAGAAGGACGAUAUUACCUAUUCCCUCACCCUUGCCAAGCACUACACCACUUCUAACGGUACUUCCGCAUGGGGUCCUUUCGAAGUUGAUGAUAUUCAAUUUGACUUUACGAUGUUAGACCCCCAUAUUCGAACUGCUCUCAAACAGGAUAAAUCAGCUGUGGUAGCACAAGGGACGAACUACAAGGCGAGAUUUGUCGCACCGGAUAGACAUGGUGUAUUCAAGUUCGUAGUGGAAUACUGGAGACCUGGAUGGAGUUAUCUUCGAUCUUCCCAAACGGCCUCAGUGGUACCUUUACGACAUGACGAAUACCCCCGAUUCAUCGUUGGAGCUUGGCCGUAUUACAUCGCAGCGUGCAGUACCAGUCUGACGUUCUUGGCUUUCUGUGCGUUGUGGGUUAGCUUGGGAGAAGGCGAUAAAGAUAGGAAGGGAAAGAAGAAGGCUGAGUAA